Messenger RNA from Tachysurus vachellii, 960 nucleotides. RefSeq lists its product as uncharacterized. The coding region runs from base 82 to 753 and encodes 223 amino acids. The transcript has 3 exons. The record is from RefSeq and is a predicted model, not a curated record. Lineage: Eukaryota; Metazoa; Chordata; Actinopteri; Siluriformes; Bagridae. Gene Ontology annotation, cellular component: cytosol.
AUCCUGCGUCACUAAUAUUUCCAAAUCAGUAUGCUUUAUUAAAGAAAGCGCUGCUGAAGGUGGAUCAUUUCUGUCACAGUAAUGAAAACAAUGAUGCCUACUGCAGUUUUAUUUGUAGUUUUUCUUUUCUCUUUGAGUUUGGCAUCCAAGCAGCAGGAUGCCUAUGAGGAUCUCUGGACUAAGAGCAUAGACAUUGCAGACAAGACACUCCAUGUUGACUUCAUGCAGCAAAUGCAAAACAACAGCCUGCAAGCUGAGCGCUACGUUAAUUUCACCUUGCAGGACAUCAACUACUUGGUACAGGUUACUGAUAUGCUAAAGACGAUGAGCAAGAAGGUUAAAAAACCCAAGGACAUUAGUGACUUCUUGAUAGGAAGAUACAAAAGUUACAAGAGUUUUUUGGACACGUUACUUCUCCAGUAUUUCUUUAAGGGUACACCUUCUAUCAAACCAACACCAGCCAUGGUGAAAUAUCUGGAUUCUUACAGAGCGACAAUGACGAAAGACCCUAUCUACUUUGCUGUAGCUCUUCUGCCCUGCACCAGGCUGUGGGUGUGGCUGGCUAACAAUACGGACAUACCUAAAACCAAUGUCUACUACACAUGGAAAGCAGACAAUAUGGGUGGCCAUCCUGAAAAGCAUUACAAAGCUUUACUGAACAAAUAUCUAACCACAAAAGAACAAAUCAGCAAUGCUACUGCCCUGUUCCGGAGGCAAAUGCAGAAUGAGCAUGACUUCUUUGCCACUUCCUAAGUUGAUCAUAUAGUAAAUUUGGCAGGCUUAUCUUUUCUCAGGUAACAGACUUGUUGUUUUAUUUAAAAUGACCCUGUUAAUAUGUUUAAUUAACAGUGUAAUUAACAAAAAUAGCACUAGCCUGCAUGUUUUUCAAGCCCACCAUUAAUUUUAAAAUGCAAUUUUUGUGUAAUAAAUAUAAUCAAAUAAUAAUAAAAUCACCUCAUA